Molecule: messenger RNA, 1887 nt
Organism: Zea mays
Lineage: Eukaryota; Viridiplantae; Streptophyta; Magnoliopsida; Poales; Poaceae
Product: catalase 2
Exons: 5
Coding region: 33-1514 (493 amino acids)
Biological process (GO): hydrogen peroxide catabolic process; response to hydrogen peroxide
Cellular component (GO): cytoplasm; plasma membrane; peroxisome
Molecular function (GO): heme binding; catalase activity
Source: RefSeq, marked validated
GGCCGACCUUGCGUACGUACGUCGUAGCGGCCAUGGACCCGUACAAGCACCGCCCGUCGAGCGCCUUCAACGCCCCGUACUGGACCACCAACUCCGGCGCCCCCGUGUGGAACAACGACAGCUCCCUCACCGUCGGCGCACGAGGUCCCAUCCUGCUGGAGGACUACCACCUGGUGGAGAAGCUAGCCAACUUCGACCGCGAGCGCAUCCCGGAGCGCGUGGUGCACGCGCGUGGCGCCAGCGCCAAGGGCUUCUUCGAGGUGACCCACGACAUCACCCACCUGACGUGCGCCGACUUCCUGCGCGCGCCCGGGGUGCAGACGCCCGUCAUCGUCCGCUUCUCCACGGUGAUCCACGAGCGCGGGAGCCCCGAGACGCUGCGCGACCCGCGCGGGUUCGCCGUCAAGUUCUACACCCGGGAGGGCAACUGGGACCUGGUGGGCAACAACUUCCCCGUCUUCUUCAUCCGCGACGGCAUCAAGUUCCCGGACAUGGUGCACGCGCUCAAGCCCAACCCGCGGACGCACAUCCAGGACAACUGGCGCAUCCUCGACUUCUUCUCGCACCACCCGGAGAGCCUGCACAUGUUCUCCUUCCUCUUCGACGACGUCGGCAUCCCCGCCGACUACCGCCACAUGGACGGAUCCGGGGUGCACACGUACACGCUCGUCAGCCGCGCCGGCACCGUCACCUACGUCAAGUUCCACUGGCGCCCCACCUGCGGCGUGCGCUCGCUGAUGGACGACGAGGCCGUCGCCGUUGGCGGCGCCAACCACAGCCACGCCACCAAGGACCUCACGGACGCCAUCGCGGCGGGGAACUUCCCCGAGUGGACGCUCUACAUCCAGACCAUGGACCCCGAGAUGGAAGACCGCCUCGACGACCUGGACCCGCUGGACGUGACCAAGACGUGGCCCGAGGACGCGUUCCCGCUGCAGCCCGUGGGCCGCCUGGUGCUCAACCGCAACAUCGACAACUUCUUCGCGGAGAACGAGCAGCUGGCCUUCUGCCCGGGCCUCAUCGUCCCUGGUAUCUACUACUCCGACGACAAGCUGCUGCAGACCAGGAUCUUCUCCUACUCCGACACGCAGCGCCACCGCCUCGGCCCCAACUACCUGCUGCUACCGGCCAACGCGCCCAAGUGCGCACACCACAACAACCACUACGACGGAUCCAUGAACUUCAUGCACCGCCACGAGGAGGUCGACUACUUCCCCUCCAGGUACGACGCCGUCAGGAACGCGCCGAGGUACCCGAUCCCGACCGCCCACAUCGCCGGCCGCCGAGAGAAGACUGUGAUUAGCAAGGAGAACAACUUCAAGCAGCCCGGGGAGAGGUACCGCGCGAUGGACCCAGCAAGGCAAGAGCGGUUCAUAACCAGAUGGGUCGACGCGCUCUCCGACCCCCGCCUCACCCACGAGAUCAGGACCAUCUGGCUCUCCAACUGGUCUCAGGCCGACAGGUCUCUGGGCCAGAAGCUCGCGAGCCGCCUCAGCGCCAAGCCGAGCAUGUAAGAUCUACCAGACAAGGGCGCCGCGCGGGGGAGGACGGAGCUCUCUGUCUGCUUUCGCUCAUGCAUCAUAUGCAUGGAACCAAGACAAAUUACUCUAGCAGACUAGCACGCAAACUGAAUCGCGUUUAGUUUAGUUUUUUUGGCCCCGGAUAAAGGCUGCUAGCUUGGUUGUAAUAAUGGCUGGCUGUGUCCAGAACUCUUGUAGAAGACAGAACUCGUCCAAAACAACAUCGACACUGCAUUCAUGGUUAUUGUGCAGAAGCAGAACUCUUGGUUUCAGUUGAAUGUUUGGCUGGGUUUCCAUCCGAAUAAGGGCUUUGUUUAAUCUCGAUCCAUACGAAUUAAACGAGAUUGAGUGGGUUUAAAUCUCUAAC